Molecule: messenger RNA, 252 nt
Organism: Mollisia scopiformis
Lineage: Eukaryota; Fungi; Ascomycota; Leotiomycetes; Helotiales; Mollisiaceae
Exons: 1
Source: RefSeq, a predicted model, not a curated record
GAACGGGCUGUGACUACUGUUAUGUCAUGGACUAAGCAGGUAGUGGUUAUUAUAGCUACUAGCGAGGGGAAGAGCCUGCUGUUUAUACUACCCUGCAUCCUCCCUAAUGCUAGGGUGACGAUCUUAGUCUUGCCCCUUGUGUCUCUGCGAGGGGACCUCCUCCGCCGAGUCCGAGAGUUGGGGAUCGAUCACUUAGUGUGGGCGCCUAGUGAGCAGCAAGAUGCACCCUUGGUGUUUGUUAUAGUUGAAGCA